Hipposideros armiger (great roundleaf bat) is the source of this 6314-nucleotide messenger RNA. It is a transcript of the gene KCTD16, whose product is annotated as potassium channel tetramerization domain containing 16. The transcript has 3 exons. Gene Ontology annotation, biological process: protein homooligomerization; regulation of G protein-coupled receptor signaling pathway. NCBI's taxonomy places the organism in Eukaryota, Metazoa, Chordata, Mammalia, Chiroptera, Hipposideridae. Gene Ontology annotation, cellular component: postsynaptic membrane; signaling receptor complex; presynaptic membrane. Gene Ontology annotation, molecular function: protein binding. The record is from RefSeq and is a predicted model, not a curated record. The coding region runs from base 1171 to 2457 and encodes 428 amino acids.
GUCCCUGCCCCGCCCCAGGACCAGAGCGCCCCGGAGUCUCGUGUCCACGGCUGGCGCGCGGCGUCCCCGUGCUGUCCUGGCGACCUGUCACUGAGGAGGACGUGACUCGGAGCUGCCUCCGCUUUCUCCAAGCUAUAUUCCUUUAAGAUGAUGUAAUAGUCAUUUCCCUGGAUGGUUUCUUGCCUGCACUGCUGAAACAACAGCAGCCCAACUGCGCUGGGAGCUGUGGAACCACCCAGCUCCGCCGUCCGCCGAAGCCGAGCCGAGCCCCCGCCGGCAUCCCUGCGCUGCGGCGGCGCCGGCUCCUACCAGCGCCCACCGGCUCCCACCUGGCUGGGAACAUGGGAGCCCGUUCGCUCUUGCUGGCAGGUGGGGUGGCUACCUGGGACCCCAGCAGGGCACCUCUGUCUUCCUUUCUGCUUCUGGGCUUUCUGAAAAGCUUCUAAGUCCCGGUACCUCUGGAAACUCUCUUCCGUUUUAAGGAUUCUUGCGAAAGGUUUGAUUUUUUUUUUUUCCUGGCGACGCUUUGGUUGAAUAUUUUCUCAGCUUUGCUUCUUCAACCCAAUCACCUGUCAUCACGGUUUAACUUUUUUGUGACUUGUUUUAACUUGAGACUGGCAGUGAAUAUAUACAUACAUACACACAUACACACACAUAUACAUACAAGUAUACACUUAUAUAAGUAUAUAUAAUAUUAUUUUCUAAGAGCAAUCUUUCCGGCACUUUUCAUUGAUACCUCUGUCCUUUACCUCUUUGGGAUUUGACAAGCUCAAGGCUCAGUGUGGCUGUGGAUUCAGACUGCUUUGCAAAUGGGUAUUUCUUCACAAGACUGGGUUGCCAGCGCUCAUUAAGACAGACCUCUGAGUAACUGGGGACUUGGCCUGCCUUGUCUACUGAGCCUGGGGGAAGAUCGAAUGGAGAUGAGUUGAUUAUAUUCCAUGAAGUAAUAGCUCACCACCACCCGCCAGGGUUUAAACUACUUCACCUGUGGACUCUUCUCAAUUUUGCUUUCUUGGGGGGGAAAAAAACCCCCAAAAAACUGGGGUCAGAGGAGGUCAUUUUUAACAAGUUAGCAUCCUUCUCCCUCCCUGACAAGUUGAUGCAAAGGAUAAGGCUGUGACUCCACUGGAUUGCACCUUCAUAGCAAAAUAGGAAGAGAAGAAAGGGACAAUGGCUCUGAGUGGAAACUGUAGUCGUUAUUAUCCUCGAGAACAAGGGGCUGCAGUUCCCAACCACUUCCCUGAGGUCGUGGAGCUGAACGUGGGGGGUCAAGUUUAUUUCACUCGCCAUUCCACAUUAAUAAGCAUCCCUCAUUCCUUCCUGUGGAAAAUGUUUUCCCCAAAGAGAGACACGGCUAAUGAUCUAGCCAAGGACUCCAAGGGCAGGUUUUUCAUUGACAGAGAUGGAUUCUUGUUCCGUUACAUUCUGGACUAUCUCAGGGACAGGCAGGUGGUCCUGCCCGAUCACUUCCCAGAAAGAGGAAGACUGAAAAGGGAAGCUGAGUACUUCCAGCUCCCAGACUUGGUCAAACUCCUGACUCCUGAUGAAAUCAAGCAAAGCCCCGAGGAAUUCUGCCAUAGUGACUUUGAAGAUGCCUCCCAAGGAAGCGACACGAGAAUCUGUCCCCCUUCCUCGCUGCUCCCUGUGGACCGCAAGUGGGGCUUUAUUACUGUGGGCUACAGGGGGUCCUGUACCAUGGGCAGAGAGGGGCAGGCAGAUGCCAAGUUUCGGAGAGUUCCCCGGAUUUUGGUUUGUGGAAGGAUUUCCUUGGCAAAGGAGGUCUUUGGAGAAACUUUGAAUGAGAGCAGAGACCCUGAUCGAGCCCCAGAACGAUACACCUCCAGAUUCUAUCUCAAAUUCAAGCAUCUGGAAAGGGCUUUUGAUAUGUUGUCAGAGUGUGGAUUCCACAUGGUGGCCUGUAACUCCUCAGUGACAGCAUCUUUUGUCAACCAAUAUACAGAUGACAAGGUCUGGUCAAGCUACACUGAAUAUGUCUUCUACCGUGAGCCUUCUAGGUGGUCAUCCUCACAUUGCGAUUGCUGCUGCAAGAACGGCAAGGGUGACAAAGAAGGGGAGAGUGGCACAUCUUGCAACGACCUCUCCACCUCCAGCUGCGACAGCCAGUCCGAGGCCAGCUCUCCCCAGGAGACGGUCAUCUGUGGGCCCGUGACACGCCAGACCAACAUCCAGACUCUGGACCGUCCCAUGAAGAAGGGCCCAGUGCAGCAGAUCCAACAGUCCGAGAUGCGGCGGAAAAGCGAUCUGCUCCGGACCCUGACUUCCGGCUCCAGGGAGUCGAACAUGAGCAGCAAAAAAAAAGCUGUGAAGGAAAAGCUCUCCAUUGAGGAAGAGCUGGAGAAAUGCAUCCAGGAUUUCCUGAAAAUCAAAAUUCCAGAUCGGUUUCCCGAGAGGAAACACCCGUGGCAAUCUGAACUGUUACGGAAAUAUCAUCUAUAGGGGAGGGCUGGGGGGUGGGAGAAGUAACAAACGGGGGAAGCAUUUCCAAUUCAACCUCCUGAAAGAAAUUCCUAUUCGAAAAGAAAACCAACUAACAACACACAUUUGUUAGAACACAAUGCCCAUUGAUACUCUACUGCCUAUUUACCUAGUUCACCUUAACACAUAAAUCCACAGGGUAGAUUUCUUUCCGGAUGUGGAAGUAUAAGAAAAUCUUUUCUUUUCUUUUCUUUUUUUUUUUUUUGGUUAUUUGUUUGUUUGUUUAUCUUGAUCCGGUGUGCUUAGUAUCUUAUAUACAAUGAGAGCCAGCUACAUAAGAGUAGCUUGAGAGGCCUUGGGAGCCAUAUAUCCCAAACGGGGUUUUCUCUCACCUUCUACCUCCCUCUUGUGAAGGAGAGAAUGUGGUAGAAAGAGAGCUGGCCUAAUGGCAUCAUGUUUGAUUUCUGAAUUUUCCUUUUCCCUUUGUUUAGGGAGUAAAUGGGGGAAUGGCAGAUUUAUAUGACUUUUCACUCAACUCGAUUAUGUGCCAGUUGAUAUGGACUCCGUAUGCAUGAGGAUUUGUGCAGCACAAGCACAACCAAGUCUGUAUAUAAACGCAGUGCACAUGACCCCAGGGCCCGGGACGCUGGUGGGGUGUGCCCUGGGCCUGGCAGCACUCUCUCAGAGCACUUCAGCAGAUGAGCCUCUGCUCUUUUCUUAAAACCCUUUUGGGAAGAUUUCCCAGCCUCUCUCUUGGCAACACUUUCUGACAUCGAAUAACCCUCUUCAUCAACAAAUUGUCUUAUUUCGAAAUUAACAUGCUCAGACUUCCUUGUACUGCCUCGCUCUUUCUCUGGACUCAGAGAGGGUGAGAAGAGCUGUUCAGACAUUCUUUGUGUUAAACAUUCACAUCCACAAAAGUCACUACCAAAUGGCCCCACACUCAGCCUUCUCUACCCCGAGCUGAGCACUCCUUCUCUCACUUUUCUGAGUUCUUACUGCCUAUGUUUUACUGGUGUGGCCUUUCCACAUAAUCCACAUUAAAUUCUCUGUGUUCCCACAUGGUGGUAAAGGUAAGAACACCACUCAGUUCACACUUGAAUCAGGGUCCAGCCUUUUCUUUGUUGAAGAGGGAAUUCUACUCUACACACUUCCUAAUAAUUACUCAUAACUUUUUUAACCCACAGUGCUACAUUGUUACUUUCUUGUAGCCGAUUGUGUUUGCCUUUGGGAUUCUGGGAUUUGGCUGUGUCUGUACUAGGAUUGGCUGUCAUUGCUGUCAUGUCUGUGAACAACCCAACUAGAUAGCUGGAGCUCCGAAAUUAAGGCUUGGGCUUUCUAAACUAUCUUUCUUGAUUACAUCCUUGACCCGUAUUGACACAGCCAAAAAUAAACUGUUAAUAGCCAUCCAGCCAUGUGACUCUGUAUUCUAUUAAUGUACCAAUAGCUCUUUCGUAGACUUGUGGUAAAUGAAGAUUAAGAGACCAGGUUUUAUGUUUUGCUUUCCUCAUGCAUUUCAAUGGGAACUGAAAAAUAAUUUGUCAAUCAUUAAUUGUGUGCCAAGCACUCCUAAUUAUUUUUAGUGUGUGUGUGUGUGUGUGUGUGUGUGUGUGUGUGUGUGUGUGUGCAUAUGUAUCACAGGUAAUAAAGGCCAGUGGGUGAUGUCUGUAGGAGGGGAAAAUAAUGACCAAUUGCUUCUUUUUGACAGCUUUCAUUGAUGCACAUUUAUUAUGUAAGAGUUUCGGUCUUGAUUCCUGUUAUUAGUGCUCAUUUGUCUAUGGAUAUCUUUCUGAACUUUUGUAAUUCUUGCCUUUAAACCUGUGCGACACACCCAGCCAAUGUUUCCUUGUGACGAUUUGUAUGGAGUUAAAAGUUUUACUUAAGUGAAAAUGAAAGUUUUACUUGGGGAGUUCAGUUGUCGAGAGAAUUAUAAUUUAUGAAUUUAAAUGGUGUUCUUUUAUGUAUUAAUAUAUUAGCAGAUGUUUGAUCUUAACUGCAACAUAGCUUUGUAAAGCCUGCCAGUAUGUCUUCAUUCUUUUCAGUGUUUCUUCACACCGCAUCAAAAUACCAUUCUCCUAAUAAUAGAAGAUCCUGCAAAAAUAAAUCCCAUAAAAUAACCCCAAACUCACUGUGCUCAAAUGAUUCUUGUAACCCUAACUGGAAGUGCUUUCAAAGAGUUGGGGCCUAAAUAAGGUGGCCUAAGUCCCAGCUACCUUAAAUGUUAGACCUGCCUUUAAUGGAAUCAAGAUAGAAACACACUUGUAAGAAUUAGAGAACUAGUAUUCUGGCAGUCAACCCAUUACUUCAACUAUAUACUUUAAUUAAACACUUCAAAGAAAAGGUUCAUGGCAUUAUUUUGUCCCUUGACCUGUCAUGAAUUUUUUUUUUCUGCUGAGGCAUUCUUUAUACCCCUACUCAACAAAACUAGUGUUUGGAAAUCUGUUUAAAACAACAACAUUUUUCAUCUGGGCCAACUCUAGCCUAACACCCACCCCGACUAGUCCAGAGGGCUCAGACAAUAACACAGUGUUCAUUUGCUUGGCUGUUGGUAUAGAGAUGAAUACAGACCUGUUCAGUAAAAAACUCUGAGGAGGCACUAAGUAAAUGGAAAUCUUCAGUCCUAGUUUGAGUGGAGUUAUCAAGUGACAUCUCCGUGGCCUGCAACAUUGGAAAUGAGUUCUGGGUAAGUGAGUUAUAAGAUUAAAUGCUAGUGGUCCUGGUAGUCAGUUUGACUCAUGCCUGUUUCCCUGGACUUAAACUUGUUUUAAGAACAUUUAGUUCAAUUCUGGGCAGAACAAUAUGUGGGGCUUGCCUCUUGAAUACUGGUUAUGACAAGGACCAUAAGUUGCUGAUAUGAAGAUGCUAAUCGCAUCCACGGGGUCAGAUGAAUGAGGAAUCAUACGUGUAGAGUCCCACCUUAGGUUGCCUCCCAGGAAAUCCUGCAGUGCUAAAAUGCAGUGAGCGUGGGGAGGUCCUUCCCUCCAGGUAUGUGGUUCUCCUGAAGUCAGAAACAUUAUUUGUAAAAUUCUCCUCACUAUCGAAAGGGGAGUGAUCUGUGCUGAUCAGGAAAACGGGAAGACAGGAAAAUAAACCUGUGAGAUCGUGGUGGUAGUGUGCUCUCCCUGCCUCUGCUGAGAAAAACAUUGCACUGAGAUGUGGCCAUAAAACAAGAAAGUGAAGUGGCUUCCCAAAUAUGCAGUGAUGUUAUCCUUUGUAAUUGUAGGCACAGUUAUCUUACUGGAAAUGCAUGCAUGGUGAAUUAAAAUAAAAGGGGAACAAUGCACAAAACUGUAAGUGUUCCCUUCACUCUUUAUUCCUCUAUAGCUAUGUUACCCCCAAACAAGUGAUUUGGGGGGGGCACAUUUAUUAAUGGGGAGUCAACAUGGAGUUUUUCACUCUUCAGUUGUUUGAUUCAGAGGCAUCCUUAUCCAUAGACACAGAUGUGAGUCGUUCAUUCUAGGUUCCUUUAGUUGCCACUGCUUGCGCUUCUGGAUAACUUUUGCUUCUCUGGAUUUUUUACUCCUCUCUGAUUAUUCUUUGCCUGUACUGAGCAAAACAUGCUCCAGUGAGAAAAUUAAAGGCAUAUAUGGUGUUUUGCAAAAUUACUUGAUGCCAUCUCCCAUAAUGGAAGCCAGAUUUCGAUUCUCAUACAUUUUCCUUUGCUACAAUUUCAACCCUCCAACUCUGGAGUUAUCAUGGUAGAUUAAUCCAGAGCCCUUAAGUGCUAGUAUUUCUGCCAUGCCCUGGAAGAGAAUAUGCCAUGGAAUUUGACUAACCUUGAUCUUCUAGGUGAUCUUUACUAAAAUUAAUAAGACACUUUCCGUGAACUUUUAGGAGGAAUUAUCUGCCACCUCCACCUGACAUAGCAAUUUAUAAAG